Molecule: messenger RNA, 909 nt
Organism: Aureococcus anophagefferens
Lineage: Eukaryota; Pelagophyceae; Pelagomonadales; Pelagomonadaceae
Exons: 5
Biological process (GO): positive regulation of transcription elongation by RNA polymerase II; protein phosphorylation
Cellular component (GO): nucleus; cyclin-dependent protein kinase holoenzyme complex
Molecular function (GO): ATP binding; cyclin-dependent protein serine/threonine kinase activity; RNA polymerase II CTD heptapeptide repeat kinase activity
Source: RefSeq, a predicted model, not a curated record
UGGUCGCUACGUGAUUUGACAGAUGCCUACACAAUGGAACAUCAGAUAGGGGAAGGUGUCUACGGCAAGGUGCACAGAGCACGCGACGUUGUGACAAAUGAAGAGGUCGCAUUGAAAAAAGUCAAAACUGACCUGACAAUGGAGAAAGAAGGAUUUCCGAUUACAGCCCUGCGAGAGAUCCAAAUACUGAAAGAAUUGGCACAUAACAAUAUUGUUGCGCUGGGAGAUGCGGAUAAAUCGGUGUACCUCGCAUUUGAGUAUCUCGAACAUGAUCUGGGUGGAUUGAUUGAAUCACAAGGCAUCGAGCUAACGGAAGACCACGUCGGCUGCUAUGUGAAACAGCUAGUAAGUGGUGCAGCGUACAUACACUCUCUUAAUGUACUCCAUAGAGACAUCAAAGCCAGCAACCUCCUCAUAUCCAGCGAUGGUCACUUGAAGAUUGGAGACUGGGGUCUUGCUAGGCUCCAAGCCGACAACGACGGAAAACAGUAUUACACAAACAGAGUCAUUACCCUCUGGUAUAGGCCUCCAGAGCUUUUGUUGGGUUCAACCAAGUCAGCUGACGGGUACGGCACCAGUGCUGACGUCUGGUCUAUUGGCUGCAUCCUUGCUGAGCUCCUUUACGCCAAGCCGAUCCUCCCGGGUAACACAGAGAUUGAGCAACUCGCCCUCAUCUUUGAACUAUGCGGAACCCCGACAGUGGAAGAUUGGCCAAAUGUUCUAGGAGCAGAAAAAUUGUUCAUGACAGUGUCUCAUUCACUAUGUCAAACAUUACAAAUGCGAAGGCGCAAGCUCCGAGACAAGUUUGAUUCCUUUGAGAGAACAGCCCUCGACCUUGUCGAUGAAAUAUUGGUAUACGAUCCUCAAAAGCGCAUAUCUGCUCACAGCGCACUCGAUCGAGCCUACCUC